GACUGAGAUCAAAUCGGCUCCUGCGCGACGGAGACGAGCUCUCACCUGCUCUCACGCUGCGAAGAGGUAGCCAUCAACCCGCUUACUCUGGAUUAACAACUGCAGCGUGAUCGGCCCGCUGCGUGUGGCCCGAGAGACACGAGAAGCCGAAGAGUCAUUUGUUUCAUACGCGCACUAUAUGGAGAUCCCCGCCCUCUUUCUCCCGGCCCUCGCCGGCGCCGCAGUGGGCCUCGUCGUCGUCAUGCUUCUGGUGCGAAACAAGCCCGAGCCGGCGAGCAUUCGCCUCGCGCCCGAGCAGCGGGCGGCGAUCCAAGACCAUUUCAACUCCGGGCCGACCCUCGCGGGCAGCUACGGCUGGAGCCGGCGCCAGUACGCCCCGAUGCACAUUCACAGCAAGGCGUUUGCGUCUUUACGCGAGCAGAUCCACGAGCAGUUACCGGACCACGCGAUCGCCUUCGACGUCGUCUUCGAGUCACAAGGAAAGCGGGUCGACUGGCACGGGGACUACGAGAGCCUCGGGCCUUUUGAAUUUGCCGGCGUCUCCUCUAUAAGAAACCACGACUUCGUGAGCGUCCAUUUCAACCUCACGCCGGACGGAGGCAGCCUCGCGACGCUCGACUGGCCGCUCGUGUCGACGCUGCACCACUUCGUCAUCGUUAAGUGGGGCAUCUACAGCCGGCCGCACAAGCUCCUGAACUUUCUGUCGCGGCCGCUCUUCUGGCUCUUCGCGACGACGCGGCGGAACGCCGUAGGCGUGGGCAACUCCUUCGAUAAUAUGCGCCUUCACAGCGUCGGCGCCGGCGCGGCGCGCCUGUCGUACGUGGUGCGCCUCGUCCGCAAAGACGGCGGGGUGACGAUGUCGCCGGCGACCGUCGCGACGUGCGCGAGUCGCUCGACGGCGUGCGAGCGCCUCACGAAGGUCCUGGCGCCGGCGGUGACCUCGCCGACGUCCGCGGGCGAAUUCCCCUGGGCGGGUCUCGCCGCCGACCUCUGAGCUACCCUGUGAGUCGCGGCGAUGGCGUGGAGGCUUGUGAGUCGCGGCGAUGGCGUGGUGGCGUGUGAGUAAGAAAUACAUGUACAUUACAAAA
Molecule: messenger RNA, 1088 nt
Organism: Pelagomonas calceolata
Lineage: Eukaryota; Pelagophyceae; Pelagomonadales; Pelagomonadaceae
Source: the annotation of a GenBank genome assembly